UGGAGCAGCAUGCUGGCGUUAACUCCAGACUAACUAACGGACCACUGUAUUACUGCACAGGCUUGGAAGAGACAGACGCUUAUCUACAUGUCUACUGGAUUUGCUCCACCUUACUGUCUGACACACUAUAACGACUUCAUCACACAUUUCAGCCUUUCUUGGAGAAUUUUAGCUUUAUUUGGAACACCCUCGUCGCACAUUUCAGACAGUCUUUUUGGGAGUAUUUGAGUGUCUUUGCAGCCUUUGUGGAGAUGUUGAAGGCACUGGGCCAGGUGUUGUUCACGGGCCUCCAGACCCCAAAACACACCACUCUGGAGAGCAAGAGUAAGGAUUAUGAGCUGCGUAAGUAUGAGAGUGCUAAGUGGGUGAGCACGGAGCUGAAGGGCUUGGGGGCGGAGGCUGCCAUGAAGGAGGCAUUCAGCAAACUCUUCAAGUAUAUCCAAGGAGACAACGACAGGAAGGAGAAGGUGGACAUGACUGCCCCGGUGACGUGCCUUAUUAAACCCGGUUCUACUCCGGAGUCUGAGUCCAGCUUCACCGUGUCCUUCUUCAUCCCAGAACAGCAACAGGCCGACCCGCCCAAACCCACCAACCCCGACAUACACAUCGAGAACCGCCUCGAGAUGACUGUCUACGUGAGGACGUAUGGGGGCUUCAGUAAUGACCAGAUCUUCAGUGAUGAGCUCCAGAAGUUGGUUGCCAGCCUCCGUAGCGACGGCGUGGGCUUCCAAGAGGCGCCGUACUAUCGGGUGGGGUACGACCCCCCCUUCAAACUCACCAAUCGCAGGAAUGAGGUCUGGAUCCUCCAAUAGGAGCGAGAGCUGCGUCAACCAAUAAUGAAUAAGAUCUGGGUCCUGUAGAGAGCAGAUGGGGACACCUAUUUUUUUUUUUUUCAGCUAAAUUUUGGGGGACUUUUCCACAUUUAACAUCCCGAUUGCAAAAGAGAAAAUCACAUUUGAAUUGUGCUUUUGCGAGAUGUUGAAUUAAACUUCUACUGUAAAUGACGUCAUGCAACGUCAUUGCAAGGCCACCAGCACAAGGGAAGAUGGGAGAUUGGAUAAUGGAAUGCACUCAGUGGCAUCUAUAGGCAAGAUGGGCGAAAAGAGACAAAACGAUGCCAAACACACCAUUUAAGGCUCCACAAGGGUUUUACGGUAGCCUGUACGCUAGCUGGAGACAGACUGCCUCUAUAAUUGAAUAUUAAGACAUGCUAUGAUUUACCCUACAUGUGCAAGCUUUUCUUUAAUUCUAUGAUUUGAAUACUUCAGAGGACAGUUACAGUUUUUCUCGAUUGCUUCCACACAAUUUUUGGUACUUCACACACAAUUCUCGGAACAUCUCACCCAUUUCCCAACUCCCCUAACCAAUGUCACUGAACACUAAACACAAUUUCUGCUUUACACUCAUACUUCAGUCUUAAACACACUCUUUUCAAACCACACAAUUAUCUGGAUUACACACAAUUUUCAUGAAGGAAAUCCCUGGUUGUCGCAUUGAACACACUGUCAUUCAAAAUACUACAAUCAACCGCCAUACUAUGUUCACUUCCUCAUCACAUGGGCAGACUCUCUUCAUACCGGUUUACAAUCUGAAAUCAUCACCCCAUAAGGCCACACAUUGCAUGUAAUAUUGAUGAAAACAUGGGUGGAUGCAGUGAGAAAACACAUUUGUUGAGUUUUUGAACUCCAAAAUAUGUUAUACAGGAGAUAACUUUCAAGUGGUUACCCAAAAUUUUACAAUAAAUUAGUGCAUUUUUUUAAAUGUCAGAAAAAUAUGUAAAAUAUACACACAUCUGUGUACUCCAAGUCUGAAAAGAAUAUUUCAGCAUUUUACUAUAGGAAAAAUACCCUCUUUAGUAAGUAGAACACUGACGAAAAUAAGUUUCUACUGUGUGUCAAGUUGAGUAUAGACAGAGAUACUGUUGCUAUAGAGUUUUACCAGAGAUUUUUUCUAAAGCAACAGUAUCUCUGGUUUUACCUUGUGCAUAUUAGUGUUCAAUGGUUCACAUAAGAGUGUAUACAAAUGACUGCUUGUGUGUGUCAUUUGAGAACAAAAUUACCUUUUUAGAAGAGAGUACAUUGUUUUGAGACAAGACGUGCAUUUUUCAGAGGUAGUGAAGAGUUUUGCCCAUUGUGUGUGAGGUUUUGAGAUUUGUGUGUAGAGUUUUGAGAAUUCGAGAACUGGUUCCGAAAAUUGUGUGUAAGCAAUCGAGAAAAACUGUAAUUAACAGUGUUGGCUUAAUAGUUGAGCUGUAGACUAUGUCUGUGUAAAUUAUCUGUCUGACCCUAUCACUCCCAUUUGUAAACUAGGCUAUAAAGACCUUUUGCCCAGGUCUUAAUUAAGAGCAUUUUAUCUGUUAUUCUCCUUGGAUGGAUGGAUCAUACACAUUUUCUCUAAAUAAAGAUUUGCAAAAGAAAUUCA
This is a messenger RNA of Engraulis encrasicolus (European anchovy), 2421 nucleotides long. Its product is annotated as heme-binding protein 2-like. The record is from RefSeq and is a predicted model, not a curated record. The transcript has 4 exons. NCBI's taxonomy places the organism in Eukaryota, Metazoa, Chordata, Actinopteri, Clupeiformes, Engraulidae. Gene Ontology annotation, cellular component: cytoplasm. The coding region runs from base 252 to 812 and encodes 186 amino acids. Gene Ontology annotation, molecular function: heme binding.